AUGUCUUCUAAAUAUGUUUCACUCGCCAUCGGUUCGCAUACUUGGUCUUCCAACAACAUUACAGAGGUUGAGAGUCUCUUGAAUGUUAUGCGCAACCAUGGAAUCAAGAUCAUUGACACUGCCAGAAGCUAUGGCCUCGGUGCAUCAGAGACCGUUAUCGGACUCAAAAAGCUGGCUGGUGAAUUCGCCAUUGAUACAAAAGCUGCUACCGGCGUGGCACCUGGUACGGGGCAGAAGAUUUUAGAAUUUGCCAAAGAGAGCUUAGAAGCUCUGCAAACUACCAAGGUUCGAGUUUUCUUUUUGCAUGCCCCGGAUGAAGACACGCCAGUACAUGUGCAAAUGGAAUCCAUCCAAACUCUGUAUAAGCAGGGGGCUUUUGAGGUGUUUGGAGUAUCCAACUUCACUCCGGAGCAGGUGAUUGAAUUCUACAACUACGCCAAAUCCAAAGAUUAUGUCCUUCCUACAGUAUAUCAGUCUAGUUAUUCUCUGGCUGUUCGUCAGAACGAAACUAGGCUGUUCCCAACUCUCCGCAAACUGGGUAUCGCAAUCCAGGCUUACUCACCAAUGGCAGGAGGGCUGCUGUCAAAAACUCCAGAGUAUAUUGAAGCGGGAAAGGGCAAUUGGGAUCCUAAUACCAUCACUGGCAAGAUCUUUCGGGACCUCUACUAUAAGCCGUCGUAUUUGAAGAUGUUGGAGGAAUUUGGGAAGCUCUCUUCAGAAACCGGUGUAAGCCGAUCAGGGUUGGCUUAUCGUUGGGUAAGAUAUCAUUCAGCGCUUAAGUCAGAGCUAGGAGAUGAAAUGAUCCUGGGCUCUGUGACCGCUCAGCAAUUGGAGGAGGCCUUGGCAGAGCUUGAUAAGGGCCCUCUUGAGGCUUCAGUAGUUGAACAGCUGGAGGGCCUUUGGCAGCUGAUCAAAGAUGAUGCGCCAAUUGACAAUCUUAUCUCCGUCCGCAAGGUGGUUGGGGGAUCAGCAUAG
Molecule: messenger RNA, 975 nt
Organism: Trichoderma virens Gv29-8
Lineage: Eukaryota; Fungi; Ascomycota; Sordariomycetes; Hypocreales; Hypocreaceae
Exons: 4
Coding region: 1-975 (324 amino acids)
Cellular component (GO): cytosol
Source: RefSeq, a predicted model, not a curated record